Messenger RNA from Malaya genurostris, 2625 nucleotides. RefSeq names its product diphosphoinositol polyphosphate phosphohydrolase 1 (gene Aps). The transcript has 4 exons. Gene Ontology annotation, molecular function: bis(5'-adenosyl)-pentaphosphatase activity; endopolyphosphatase activity; diphosphoinositol-polyphosphate diphosphatase activity. The coding region runs from base 760 to 1389 and encodes 209 amino acids. Gene Ontology annotation, cellular component: nucleus; cytoplasm. Lineage: Eukaryota; Metazoa; Arthropoda; Insecta; Diptera; Culicidae. The record is from RefSeq and is a predicted model, not a curated record. Gene Ontology annotation, biological process: diphosphoinositol polyphosphate metabolic process; diadenosine pentaphosphate catabolic process; diadenosine hexaphosphate catabolic process.
CGCUGGAACGGAUCGCGCAGUACGAAACAACGGACGGACGGUGUUGUCUACUCGCCCGUGUUGUGUGUGUACUUUUUCCAUCACCGCCGAAAUAAUUCAAGAACUUUUCCUGUUCUGGUGGAUGAAGUGUAGAGCGUAAUUUUACUGCAAAUCCACACCGCUUGUUUGUAAUCAAUGAACAGUUAUUGCCAUCAACAAAAAUCUGUCGCUAUUGAAUAAGCAUUUUCCGGAAGUGUCAACUUCGGUGAAAAAUUGUGUCACUGAGCCUUUAGCCGCUGAAUUUGCCAUAAUUGAUUCCUGCUAUUAGAUACUGGAGUUCGAAGCAGAUCAGCAUUCCUGAAAAGAUAAUACUUCAGAGCCUUGCGAAGUGCAAAGAGAAGCAAUUCUCGACCGAAAAUAACCUUUUAAGAUGGAUGCUUUGCCGGGGUCAGCACACAUUAGUAAAAACAAACUGAACGUGAUUUGUAGCUAGCCGCUUUUUUUAUCGAACGAGGGAACAGGAACCCUCUUUAGGUGUUUUUAGAAAAAAAGGAAUUAGUGCAAAUAAUCAAUUAUUAUUUUGGAGUUCCCGAGCCGAAACCAACGUGCAUAAGUGGGUAACUUUUGAAAUAUCUUUCGGAUGGUAAAACUUUCCGGGAAAACCACCGGUCUCGACUCUUGCAUAGUUUGUGCACAUCAAUUGAAGUGAUAACAAUAGUAAUAUAGUAGAAACUACGUAGAAAAGUCCGUCAGCUGCAUAGGACAUUUUCCUAGCCCAGAAUGGUCAAAGAGAAGCCAAAUUCAACUCGAAUCUACGACAAGGACGGGUAUCGACGUCGAGCAGCUUGUAUCUGCGUACGUUCUGAGGCGGAGGCAGAGGUCUUAUUGGUAACAUCAUCACGCCGUCCAGAGUUGUGGAUUGUUCCAGGUGGCGGUGUUGAACCAGAAGAAGAAUCCUCACUAACUGCUAGUCGCGAAGUUCUCGAGGAAGCUGGUGUGGUUGGUGAGCUAGGAAGAUGUCUAGGAAUUUUUGAAAAUACAGAACACAUGCAUCGAACAGAGGUUUUCGUUAUGGUAGUCACAAGGGAGCUCGAAGAAUGGGAGGAUUCCAAAACCAUUGGUCGCAAACGACAGUGGUUUUCGAUUGAUGAUGCUCUCACGCAACUAGCUUUACAUAAACCAACUCAGCGCCAUUAUCUGCAGCAGCUUCGCAACUCGAAAAAUAAUUCAUCUCCUACAGGAAACUGCUUACAUGUGGUGGGGGAGGAUCCGGACAACGAGCCGGAAGGGGAAUCAACAGGUAUAGUCGAUGGAAACAGCAUUACGUUACCACCAACAGCACCGACAGAUGCAGUUAAAGAGGAGAGUGUUACAACUAACCCGGAUGUUACAAUGGGGACAGACUCUUAAGUCAUUUAAUUUUCGGUUUAUUUUGCUUCUUGAACCUAGAGACAAGCUGGUAAGGCAGAAUACAAUUCCUUGUUCCACUAAAUGUUGCCUUCAUUUCCGCCCUCUUAUUAUCAACCAGGACCAAACGUCCAACUAGUAUCAUCAGCCAUUUGCACAUCAGCACAACUAUAUUCAUCGCUUUGAAGUUCUGUUUCAAUUGAAAACCUCAGUCUAGUGAUAUGCAUCUAGCACACGAUGAAGUAAGCAAAUCAAUUGCUAUUUCAAAACCAAAUACUUUCACCUCUGCCGUUCCUCAAUCUAAAUUGUAUCAAGAAAGUCAAUCAUUAAUUACAAAUUGUAGCUAUACUUUCUUCUGUCGUAAAAUCUGAGAAAGAUCCACAUACAAUUAAUUCAAAAAGUCUUUUUAGAUUUUUACCAUAUUGAAGUAUGAGUUAUAAAAAUUUUUUUUAUGACUUAGAUCGAUAUAUACUAUCAGCCCAUCGCAAAAAUUCCGUACGAAGUUUUCAUAUAUUGUCUCGCAGUAUAAAACAUGAAUGUAAAAAGGCAUGUUGUCAAAAUGCUGAAGCCAGCACACGAAGAAGGCUGAGAUGGAACAUUUCAUCAUGGAGCUCCGUUUAUACAAAUCAUAUUUGAAAGUUUACCCGUAAUAAAAAUGUUAAUAACACGAAACAAAAGAUAACUAGCAAGUAACAUCCUUAUUCAUAAGCUCUAAAACUAGUUACAUGCUGGAAGACAGAUAAAUCGCAUUGAGCCAAGCAGAAAGCAGCUUCCAUACGAAAAAAACUAAACAAAAUACCAUGCUCACUGUGUUUUAGGGAAGAACAUUGACUAGUUUCUAUGUAACAUGAUCCCGCCUUCUCUUUUUUGCACUAAUUUUAUGCCACACAGUAGAUUGAAAUAAGAAUAAUAUGAACUGUGAGUUUACUUUCUAUUUGCAAGCGAUGAUCAACGAGCAUAAGAUGGCGCAAGGAUAUUAAAUGAAACAGAGAGACAAGCUGAACUACUUCAGAGAGCUUCAAAGUCGAACAGUUGCUGAUAGAGAAUCGAAAAAACAGAUUCAAUUUUGGUUGAAAUGCACCUGAAAAUGCAAGUUGUGCGGGAAAAAAAAGUAAGAAAGUGAUGAAUAUUAGAAUUUCUAAAUUAUACUUUGAAUACUUAUACGAAUAAUACAUUAUGAUAAUUUAUUGAUAUAAAAUCCGUAUAAUGUAAUUAUUGUCAGAAGAAACCAUGUGAGGG